Molecule: messenger RNA, 1338 nt
Organism: Komagataella phaffii GS115
Lineage: Eukaryota; Fungi; Ascomycota; Pichiomycetes; Pichiales; Pichiaceae
Exons: 1
Coding region: 1-1338 (445 amino acids)
Source: RefSeq, a predicted model, not a curated record
AUGCUUUAUCCCCAGCCUGAACUUGAUAUCCUGAAGAAAGAUCAGGAAAAAGACACGGAAACCAAUGGUGAAACCAAGAACCCCAAGUUUGAGAUAUCACCGUUCAAGGUAACAAGUAGCAUUCAGGGUGAUUUCAAUGAUCCAAUAAUGUUGUUGAAUAAAACACCUAAGCACAAGGGUCUCAAAAGGCGCCCUGCUGCCUUUCAACAAAAUCUUCCCCCAGAAGUUAGGGAUGACCCUAUGCGCAACAAUCUGAGCCCUAUUAAACUGCCUCAGAGAGAACCACCACUACCUCAACCUGCAAAACAAGAUACGCCAGAAAAGAGUCCGCCGAAAGAAUCGAAAGAUGCCCAUUCAAUUCCUGUGGACGAACCCAAGAGAAGUCCUCCUCCAUUAACUGAUCUGAUCAGCAUCGAUGAUGAUAUCAGCAGCCGAGACACAGACUUCGAAUAUGAGGAAUAUCCAACAAUGGAUAAAACUGCCAAAGAAUUCAACAAUGAAACACCGGUUAGAGCUACAAAACUAACAAGUUUCGACGGAAUUGUUCGACCUAAGAAGACGCCUGAAGUUACUGCUAAAACACAAAGUUUGAGUGCCGAAAGUCCGCCACAAAACGAUUUCAUACUACACACUCCCUUGAGAGCAAGAGUUAGGACUUUUCAGAGUAUGUCUAAUUAUGAAGGAGUCGAUGAGUCAAGUGAGAAUCAACAGAGACCCAAACGAUCUAGAACUUCCUCAAACACGCUCAACAGUGGAUUGAAUACCGUGAAAGCGAACAGAGGUUCUGAUUCUACGCAAAAGGAAUAUCUAAAUGGUCAAUUUUCUGAAUACGAUGUCUCCGAUACAAUCUCCAAGGCUCGGAGCUUCAUUCACUCCAAGAAGUUGGAGAAGACUCGCUUAGGAAGACCAUCCCGUAGAGUUAUUCCAAACAAUACGUUUUUGAGCGAGAAGGCAACUGAUGAUACAUAUGUGAGCAUGAAUAGUAGAAUGUUGGAGUUUGAUAGCUCAUCCAACAACCAGAAUGGUGAGGGAGAGUUGUUAAGUGGCUUGGAUGACGAGAGGGCGUUGAAUAAGCAAAACUUGGAAUCUCUUGACGAAUCAACUAGAGCGAAACAAUUGGACACCUGGGGUCUUGAAAAAUGGAGAAAACUGGCAGGGGUUUUAAAACUAUACGGGGUUACAAAGAAUGAGGAGCUACUUGAUCCAAAAUUCAUUCAAUCCGAACUUGGCUGUGAACCUAACGAGUUGGUCGCUCGAUCAAUUAUUUUGGUCAAGUGGAAAGAGCUGAAGUCAUUGAGGAAAAUGCAGAGGUCAAGUAAUAAGGAGAGGAGUAAAUGA